Saccostrea echinata is the source of this 814-nucleotide messenger RNA. RefSeq lists its product as uncharacterized. The transcript is spliced from 5 exons. Bases 1 to 738 code for a protein of 245 amino acids. Lineage: Eukaryota; Metazoa; Mollusca; Bivalvia; Ostreida; Ostreidae. Gene Ontology annotation, molecular function: calcium ion binding. The record is from RefSeq and is a predicted model, not a curated record.
AUGGCCGAGGGAGAGAAUGCGACGAUUCUGACGUAUGUUCGGGAAAAAGAGGCGGCAAAAGAAGAGGUGAAAAAAAUAGAGAAAGAAUUAGCCGUCACGAAAUCAAAACUAUAUGACGCAAACUUGAAGAUCGACGAACUCAAAGAAAAGAUAAAGACGUUAGAGGCGAGUAAACCUUCCACAAAGUCACAACCUGCAAAGGCAGCAAAUGGCAAAGCUAGCAGCAAUAAUAAAGGAAAUCCCGGCAAAAAAUCCGCACCCCAGAGUCAGGGAAAAAAGGUAGGAGGGAACGCGGACAAAACCUCACUAGCUCCCCCACUAGACUCUGCGACCUCCAGCAGACCGGGGUCGGGCAUAGCCCGUCAUCCCCCAAUAGCUGGCAAAGAAUCCCUCUCACAGGAUUCCGUGGAGUAUUACAGGGAAAUAGGAAAACAAUUUCCAGAUAUUAAGCUUUCUGUCGUUAUGGAUGCAGAGAGUAAAUUUAACCAAGCAGACCUCAACGGAGACGGGCAAAUCGACAAGGAUGAAUUGGACCGAGUUCUGGCCCAUCACGUGGCAUUGUUUACACCUGCCAUGAUCCAGGAACUGAUCAAAGAAAUUGACCAGGAUGACAAUGACACACUGGAAUUCAUGGAAAUCUUAACGAUAUUGGAUAAAAUGGGCAAAAGGAGACAAAAACUGUCCAAUAUACCCACAGCAAUCCAAGACAAUAGUACAAAAGUAUGUGCUAUACAAUAGUGUCACAAAAAUUACCAUACAAACUCAGGACUACAAGCCUAUUCUUUACAACAGUGUCAAAAGGAUUGGCGUACAA